Messenger RNA from Diospyros lotus (date-plum), 1857 nucleotides. Its product is annotated as lysM domain receptor-like kinase 4. The coding region runs from base 1 to 1857 and encodes 618 amino acids. Gene Ontology annotation, biological process: protein phosphorylation. The record is from RefSeq and is a predicted model, not a curated record. Lineage: Eukaryota; Viridiplantae; Streptophyta; Magnoliopsida; Ericales; Ebenaceae. The transcript has a single exon. Gene Ontology annotation, molecular function: ATP binding; protein kinase activity.
AUGGCUUCUCUUUGCAAACUCUUCUGCCUCUGCAAUCUCAUUCUUCUUGCAAGGCCCACUUUCUCCCUGCAAUCUUAUGACAACACCAAUUGCAAUAAACUAGAGCAAGUCCCCGCCUCCGGCUACCGCUGCAACGCCAAGAAAUCUUCAUGCGACACCUUCAUAGUCUACAGAGCUCAAGAGGGUUACCAAGCACUCUCCCCCAUAGCCUCCCUCUUCAACACAACCCUCGCCCAACUCCACCCUUUCAACAACAUCUCAACGCCAAAUUUCAACCAUCUCAAGCUCGGACAAGAUAUCAUUAUUCCCGUAAGAUGCUCUUGCCUCGACAACUACUACAAUGCAGUCCUUCUCUACAAUGCUUCUCACUCGGGUGCCUUCGACACUGUGGCCUGUGGAAUUUAUGAAGGGUUGGUGAAGGCGGUGGUUCUCCGGGAGAAAAACCCGGGAUUCGACCCCAAGGACCCCAGCAGCUCUAUGCUUCAAGUGCCCAUAAAAUGUGCUUGUCCUCAUGCAUCCGACAGAGAAAACAGAAUAAAAUACCUUGUGACAUAUCCAGUGAUAAAGGAUGAUAAUACUGGUUCGAUUGCCAAGAAAUUUGGAGUGCGGGAAACAAUGAUCUUGUAUGCCAAUAGACUAGAAUCACUUACCGCCAUCUUCCCUCAGACUACCUUGUUAAUUCCCACUGAGAAUGCACCGGUAUUGAUCAAUUCUAUACCGGAAGAUCCUCCUCCUAGCCCUCAACCAGUGACUCUAGACGUUUUACCCAGCGAAAAUUCGUCUUCUAAGAACAGAUCAACUCUGUUCCUUGUAGGAAUUUUAUCCGGGGCAUCAGGGCUGGUGGUUUUAGCUUGUGGGGUCUUAGUGUUUUCAUGGAGAAUGAAUCAUCCUCGCAAUUUCGAGCCUUUAUCCGACAGGAAUUCCAGGUUGUCCAAUUUUUCGCCUGAUCUUCUCGACGGAAUGUCCAAGCUAAAGAAUUCUCUGGUCAGCUUCAGCCUGGAGGAGCUGAGGGCUGCCACCGGGGACUUCAGCCAGGGUUCUGUGAUCGGCGUCGGAGUCUAUCGUGGCAGGAUUGGCGGCGCCUACGUGGCCAUCGAGCAGAUGAGUUCGAAGGAAGCAGCCAACCAUGUCAUUGGCAUAUUGACAAAGAUCAAUCAUGUCAAUGUGGUGAAGCUGGAGGGAUGCUGCUAUGGCGCGGCGCCUUAUCUGGUGUACGAAUUUGUGGAGAAUGGUAGCUUAAGGGACUGCCUGUCGAACCCGAAGAAGGCUAGGCAGCUCAAAUGGGGAAGGAGAAUGCAGAUUGCGUUCGAUCUUGCAGUGGGACUUCAUUACUUACAUUACUGCACAAAGCCUGCUUAUGUCCACCGAAACAUCAACAGCAAGAAUGUGCUCGUAACCAUGGACUGGAGGGCCAAGAUUUUCGGGUUCCGAUCAGCGAAAGCUGUGACCAGCAGCUGGGAGAAGGAAGAGCCCAAGUGGAACGAAUGUGUGACCUCAGGGAGAGAAGGGUAUUUGGCGCCUGAACAUGUUUCUUAUCGGCAGGCUUCCAGUAAAGUGGAUGUGUACGCAUUUGGUGUGGUUUUGCUGGAGCUCUUGUCGGGCAAGGAAGCCACUGCGGAUGGCAAUUUGGUGAAGGAUGUUAGGGGGCUUCUGGAGGAUGGGGCGGUGAAGGAUUCGGGUGAGUGCUUGGAGAAGUUGAAGAGACUGAUGGAUGCUGCUGCGUUGGAGGGAGAAUAUGAAUACCCUUUGGUUGAUGCCAUGUGUUUGGCACUCUUGACAAGCGCAUGUCUGGACGAGGAUCCCCUCCACAGACCCACCAUGAAUGAUGUCUUCAAGGCCCUUUCCAGAUUCAUUUGA